CCCAUCCCCUUCCCACUCCAUAUAGUCAAAAUUCACCUCCUCCUCCCCUGCUCUCUCUCUCUCUCUCUCUCUACCCCUUCUCUUCUUUCUCUUUCUGUCUCAACAGUGCUAUCCUUCAAUCUGCAAUUUCUGCUGCAAAGAGGCUUAUCAGCGCCAGCAGCUCAGUUUUUUCAUUAAGCGUUGCGUGAACGAUGGGCUUCCUCCAACGCCUUUUCGGAGGCAAGAAGAAGAAGGAGAAGUCAGGGGAUAACCCGAGCAACUGGAAGCUCUGGUCCUUCUUCCAAUCCCUUAAUUCCAAUAAGCGCCUCGCUCUCCCUUCUAGCUCCUUCAAUCCCGCUCCUUACCCUGACGAUCUCGAGCUCGACCCAAACAAGCACGCCAUUGCCGUGGCAGUCGCAACCGCCGCCGUGGCUGAGGCCGCUCUUGCGGCCGCCCAGGCCGCCGCAGAGGUCGUCCGGCUUACCGGCGGCGGUGGGGGCGGAGUUAGUGGCGCUCCCCUGCCGCAAACUAGCAGGCCCCCCCGGCUGGUGCUGGUGGAGGAGGCCGCGGCGGUUAAGAUUCAAUGCGCCUUCCGAGGAUACCUGGCAAGGAGGGCACUGAGAGCUCUGAAGGCACUGGUGAAACUCCAGGCCCUUGUGAGAGGCCAUAUGGUGAGAAAACGAAUGACAGACAUGCUACGUCGAAUGCAGACUUUGGUCCGACUGCAGGCACGAGCUCGUGCUAGUCGCAAUUGCUUAUCGGCAUCUUCGAAUUCUCCAGGCAGUUCCUCAUUCCAUCAGCUCAGAUGUGGCUCUUAUGCAAGCCAUAGCCUAGAUCCUGCACAAGUUGGUUCCAGUUGGCUAGAUCGAUGGAUGGAAGAAAGUGCACGAAACAACAAGAAGGAUUCCCAAGUUAGGAAUGGACACGACGAUGACAAGGGUACCAAGAUUCUCGAAGUCGAUACUUGGAAGCCUCGCUUCAAUCCUCCACAGAACCACGAGUACAGAAGAACAGCUGACCGUGACUUUCCUUCCUGUUAUGUUAGCUCUGGCCAUAUGGUGCUCGACUCUCCGUUGAAACACCCCAUAUCUUCACGUGGGGCUUUCUGUCUGAACGAGCAGGGAGGAAAGGGUGAAGCAUUAAGGUACUUUGAGAACAUCCAGCAGGCGAAUCCUGUUCCAUCAAGACCCGGGAGCAGCAGCUCUUGGAGAGACCCUUUCUCGCCCACAAAGAGCGAGGUCUCAUGGGGAGGCUAUAGCAGAUACUUGGGUCAUCCCAGUUAUAUGGCUAACACAGAAUCAUCCCGGGCUAAGGUCAGGUCACAGAGUGCCCCAAGGCAGAGGGUUGAGUUUGAUAACUGCAGCUCGAUGAGAAGGAAUGUCCUGACGGAGUCUUGGGAUGGUGGGCUCAAUUCAGAAAGGAGGUAUCCUCCGCAUGCUGAGUUUCGGACCAGGGCCUACUCGGAGAGGCAGCAUAGCAUACGUUAGAAACAAUUGCCCGACACCACUUCACAAGAUUGAUUCUUCUUCCCUCCCUGGCUAAUUACUUCACAAGAUUUGUUUUUACGAGUGUAAAGCUUGAGCGUUCUUUCCUCCCGUGUAUUCGGAAGAAGUCAGAUUGAUGUCUGUAGCGUAGUUUAUGAUGAGUCUGCUGUGUUCUGUCCUUCGCGUGCGAUACAUGUAUGUUUUUGCUGUAAAGAAUCUUUGGUUGAAGGAGAAGAUAACGGAUUUGCAUUGGCUGUCCAAA
This is a messenger RNA of Punica granatum (pomegranate), 1725 nucleotides long. The record is from RefSeq and is a predicted model, not a curated record. Lineage: Eukaryota; Viridiplantae; Streptophyta; Magnoliopsida; Myrtales; Lythraceae.